GCACAAACUGGAUCUUCCUCAACGUUACUGUAGGAGUGCCAUCAAUAGUUUGACAAUUCUAAAAACUGUUCUGCGAAUUUGUUUAAAUAACUUAACGCCAGAAUGCCUGACGCCGAGCAAUUGCCAGAGGGCUGGGAGAAGCGUACCAGCCGCUCCACAGGACUAAGCUAUUACCUAAAUGUGCAUACGAAGGAAUCGCAGUGGGAUCAGCCCACUGAGCCGGCCAAGAAAAACGGAGGAGAUAACGAUGAGGUACAAUGUCUACAUCUGCUGGUAAAGCACAAGGGCAGCCGGCGUCCCAGCUCAUGGCGCGAGGCUAACAUCACGCGCACAAAGGAGGAGGCCCAGCUGCUUCUGGAGGUAUAUCGCAACAAAAUCAAUCAACAGGAGGCAACCUUUGACGAGUUGGCCCGCGCUUAUUCUGACUGCAGUUCCGCCAAAAGAGGCGGCGAUCUUGGAAAGUUCGGCAAAGGUCAAAUGCAGCCGGCAUUCGAAGAGGCCGCCUUCAAAUUGCAUAUCGGCCAGAUGUCGCCUAUCGUCGAAAGCGAUUCUGGCCUGCACAUUAUCCUGCGCAAGGCCUAGACACCUGGACUCCUCGAUCACCGACCCCACAUCUCUCUCUUCACAAAAAUAAAACAGAAUUUACAUUUAUUUCAAUAUA
Messenger RNA from Drosophila eugracilis, 661 nucleotides. Its product is annotated as putative peptidyl-prolyl cis-trans isomerase dodo. Gene Ontology annotation, cellular component: nucleus; cytosol. The record is from RefSeq and is a predicted model, not a curated record. The transcript is spliced from 3 exons. The coding region runs from base 103 to 582 and encodes 159 amino acids. NCBI's taxonomy places the organism in Eukaryota, Metazoa, Arthropoda, Insecta, Diptera, Drosophilidae. Gene Ontology annotation, molecular function: protein binding; peptidyl-prolyl cis-trans isomerase activity.